Messenger RNA from Dimorphilus gyrociliatus, 1552 nucleotides. The record is from the annotation of a GenBank genome assembly. Lineage: Eukaryota; Metazoa; Annelida; Polychaeta; Dinophilidae.
GAAACGUGUAAGUAAGAACGGCUUAAAUUGAAAAGUGAAGAAUCUUAUUAACAGAUGAUUAUUCAUGUACUCAUAUCUAAUUUGUGCUAUAUGGAUAAAUAUUUUUAACACAAGCACGGAAAUAUGGAAAUAAGCACUCUAGUGGUAGUUCCACUCAGACGAGAAAGAUGACCAAACGGCGCUUGAGCGCCUGUAGAUAAAGGAUGAGGAUCCUAAUUAUUUGCACAUUGGCUUAUAUAGCCUUAGUUUCUAGUAAGAAAUCAUACAACGGAUACGAAUUAUUAAAUAUUGAAUUGAAUAAUUAUCAAAGAAUACUUUUAAUAGAAAAUUUAAUCUCCAUAAAUAAAGUUCAACCUGCUUCAGUUGUUAUCCUUAAAAUUCAACCUUUCGUUCUACUUGUACAUGGAGAAGUAGCCGAGUUGAUUUAUGAACUAUUAACGAAUCUUGGUACAAAAUAUUCUAUUGAGGAGAACAUUGAUAAUCUAUUAAAGAUACACGAAAAUUAUAAUUCAAUGGCUCCUCUUCAAAGUAACGGAACGCUUAAUUUGAAUCGUUAUCACACCUACGAUAACAUUGUUCAAUGGAUGUUUCAAAUGAAAAGGGAUCAUUCGAACGAUGUGAAAAUAAUUAAAAUUGGUAAAUCUUGGCAAAAGAGGUCAAUUUUUACAAUAAAGAUUAAUAAAGGAGGUAAAAUUGGUAGAAAAGCUAUUUGGUUAGAUGCCGGAAUUCACGCUAAUGAAUGGAUUGGACCAGCAGUAAUGCUAUAUUUUAUAAAAGAUCUUCUCACCGGUAAUUCUCAAAUGAUAAACUUUAUGACUGACAAUUUCGACUGGUACAUCACGCCCGUAAUAAAUCCAGAUGGUUAUAAUUUCGCGUGGAAACAUGACAGACUGUGGAGAAAAACUAGAUCUUCUCAUCCUAACAAUAAAUGCGUUGGUGUAGACGCCAAUAGGAAUUGGAAUAUUUUCUUUGGAGAGAAGCUGGAUACUAAAGACGAAUGUUCCAAUACAUACGAAGGACCAUUUGCUUUUUCCGAACCGGAAGUGAAAGCUGUAGCAUCAUUUUUGAAAAGUAAACAUGAUAUUAUAGCUUAUUUAGCAUUUCAUAGUUACAGUCAGGCAUGGAUGAUACCCUUUGCUAACAGCAAAAGUGACAAACCGAGAGAUUACGACCGUUUGAUAAAUAUGGCUAAAGAUAUAUCGGCAGCAGUUACGUCUAAGAAUGGCGAAAAGUAUACAUUUGGCAGAAUAUCCGAAUUUGCGGGAGAGGCUACAGGAUCAUCUGCUGAUUAUACUUAUUUGAAAUUGAAUAUAACGUAUUCAUUUGGCGUGGAGCUGAGAGAUAGAGGUUUUUAUGGAUUUCUCCUACCUCCUGAUCAAAUUUUCCCAACUGCUCAAGAAAAUCUGGUUGGUCUCUACACACUCUCUCAACGUUUAGCAUCAUUAAGAAACACCUUCUAGUAUUGUAUAAACAGUAAUACGUUACCUACCAAUAUUAUAUUCUUAAAGAUGAUCUAAGGAUGAUAAUAUGAAUACAUUUGCAUAUAUUAAAA